UUCCUCCGCCUCCUCGCGGCCUUGAUGGUGUGGCAGAACUUGAAGCCGCGCGGUAUUGUGCACAAGCUCUACACCAUCCCCAAGAAGCUCAACCCACUCGCCAAGGAGCACGAAAUGUUGGUGUGCCGCUUCAAGGUAUACGCGCCGUUGCCAAAAAAGCAGCGCAAUGUAAACAUUGUCCACGGCGGUCCCAAGAUCCCUUCGUACAGUCUGCCCCAGACCCCCGACGCCACAGAGGUAGUCGAAGAAGACGCGCCCGAAUGCUGGUUCUACGCCAUGGGCGUGCUCACGACUAAGGGCAUCAUGAAGAUCCUCACGGAGCUCGACGGCAAGCUCAUCUACACUAUCGAUGUCAAGCAGCUCUACCAGUCGGAGAUCCAGAAGCUCCACCGGUCCGUGGUAGACAACACCUCAUCACGCGUGUUGCUCAUCGGGGUGCUCCGUGACUUGCGCCAGCUCAGCCAGAUCAAGAACGUGACCCCGUUGGGCGUGGCCGAGGUGGACGCAAGUGCCGCUCCGUUCUUGGUGUCGCGCGACAAGAAGCGCGCGGUAGGACACGCGGCGACGCGCAUCCUCGUGGAGUUUCCACUCUACAUGGACCUCGAGGACUGGUUCGUGGGCUUGAACUACUUCACGCGCAAGGAGUUGUACAUGGGCACGCAAACGGCCAAGUUCCGUAUUGCACGCAAGGUGGCGCUCGACGUGAUCGAAGCCACCUUCAAUGACGAGAGCAUGAAUCUCCCGAACUUUGCGGGCGCCAAGCUCUACGCGGAGAUCGUCAUCUGGGGCCUUCCGUGGUUCCGCACAUCCAUCGUUGCCAACAACGUGUUGAACAACCCGUUCUGGAAGGAGUGCUUUGAGUUCGGCAAUCUUCCAUUGUCCACACAGUACUUCCAGAUCUUUAUCAAGGAGUCGGUGAAAGCGACGGACGAGUACUCUUCCUCCGACCGUGUGCUCGGGACGGUGUACAUCACCCCCGACUUGCUCCUUGAAAAGAGCAAGCACCACCAGGAGAUCCGCCUUUCCAUUUAUGACUCCCGGAGCCUUGACAUUGGCAAGAUCUUGGUGAGGAUCGACAUCAGCGAGCACCAUAUCUUGCUCCCGUCGCGUGCAUCGUUCCAGUUGUUCGAGACCAUGUUGGGCUCGCUCCCAUUGCUGCAGUUGAUUGACUUUGUGAACAAUUCGUACAUGAACCUGAAGGUGAACCCGGUGCUUGUAAGCAACGGGGAGAACAUGGAGGCGAUCCUGAUGGUGUUUUUGGACAUUUUCCAGCUGCUCCGGCGUGAAGACGAGUGGUUCAAGUGUCUCAUGGAUGAGGAGUUGGUGAGCGUGGCCAAGUUGCUCAACUCCAAAAACCCGGUGAUGAACAACAACGUGUUUAAUACGUUCCUUCGGGGUAACUCGAUUCUCACCAAGUCGCUAGAGAAGUUCAACUACCGCGUGGGUCAGGAGUACUUGGAAAAGUUGCUUAGCGGGUUUGUGGCAAAGAUCAACCGCGAAAAUAAGAACUGCGAAAUCGAUCCACGUCAGUUCAACCACCUCGGAACUAACGACAAGGAGGCGGUGUUGGCGGAAAACUUCCAAAACUUGCACGGCUACGUGAAUGAGUUGUGGCUGAUGAUCUAUCGCACGAGUAACGAUCUUCCAAAGCCUAUCCGCAAGCAGUUGGGGCAGUUCCGCCUGAAGAUCGACUUCUUGGUCAUGGACUCGCUCCAGGGGGCUCCGGGCGACUCCCCCACUCAGAAAACCAACAUCUCGCUCAAUUGCUUGACGUCGUUCAUCUUCUUGCGCUUCUUCUGUCCCGCCAUCCUCAACCCCAAGCUCUUCCACUUGAUCAAAGACCACCAGACAGGCCAGGUCCAGCGCACGCUUACGCUUAUCGCCAAAAUCCUCUUGACGCUCUCCAACUGCUCGCGCUUCCCCGCGCACAAGGAACCGUACCUCAUCCCGUUUAACAAGUACGUGGAGGACCACGAGACGGAGGUAGUUGACUACUUCGACAAGCUCACCGGCAAGAAGAACGACUUCAGUGAAAAGGUGUUGGAGUUGAGCGACGAGAUUGCACGGUUCGAUCUCAACAUCGUAGGCGAUUCCGAAAACAAUGCGGACUACUUGUCCCAUGACCUCCUCCCCAGCACGCCGUACUUGAUCGACAAGUACUUGCGCUUUUCCGAAUUAAUCAACAUGCUCACAUUCCAGGACGAUCUCGACGCUCCCUCGGGCGCUGCCACGCCCACGGGUGGCCACAUUGGCACUCUCGCCUUUGAAAAGAAGAACGAAACCACUGAGUUUGAUGCCCAGGAUGUGGACUUGGUGCCGUACGAGGAUGAGAACGAGACGUUUCUCAAGUCCUUACUACACUCCAACGAGGACUUGUUGCAAUUCUUGCACGUGGGUGAGAACCUUAUCAAUAUCGGCGACUUGUGCAACCAGGGCAAGAUUAUCCGUCGCAAAACCACGAUUCUUAACCGCUUGUUGGAGGACCACGAG
This is a messenger RNA of Babjeviella inositovora NRRL Y-12698, 2490 nucleotides long. It is a transcript of the gene BUD2, whose product is annotated as Bud2p. Gene Ontology annotation, biological process: regulation of GTPase activity. The annotation marks the transcript as partial. Lineage: Eukaryota; Fungi; Ascomycota; Pichiomycetes; Serinales. The record is from RefSeq and is a predicted model, not a curated record. The transcript is spliced from 3 exons.